This is a messenger RNA of Myxocyprinus asiaticus (Chinese sucker), 1709 nucleotides long. RefSeq names its product mucin-15-like. The coding region runs from base 117 to 1094 and encodes 325 amino acids. NCBI's taxonomy places the organism in Eukaryota, Metazoa, Chordata, Actinopteri, Cypriniformes, Catostomidae. The record is from RefSeq and is a predicted model, not a curated record. The transcript has 4 exons.
CCCUUUCCUCUAGUCUCUGAAAGCACAUUCUCUGAACUCUCAAACGAUUCUACUUGAAACUGCCUCGAUCAUCUCACCUGUGCCCAACUGACAGAACUCAGGUAGAGGAGCCAGACAUGAAGUGGCCACUGGGCAUCAUGCUCAUAAUCACAUUCCUGCUGAUACUUCAGAACUUCCAACAAGUAUCCACCCAGAUACCUGAUGAGUGGGAAAGAAGUAAUGCGACAAUACUCGAGGGUGACAAUGGAGAACAGCCAUCUGGUGAUUUCCUGAAUUCCUCAAAGAUUGAACAGAUCCCUGCAGCGACACAAGGGCUGCCUGCUAUCGGCACAGAGGAAGUUAGUUCUUAUGGCCCUCUUGCAACAACAACACCACCUCUUAUGAUCCCACUUAAUUCAAGUUUCGAAAUCUCAGAUACAUCGGCAGAAUCCAAUGAAACACAGACUGAGUGGGCAGCCUCAAAUACCCCCACACCAGAGCCUGAGCAGACAAAUCAAACUACUCCUAACAACACAUACAUUAGCUCAAAUCCAGACCCUACCACAGCACAGAGCAGUCUUGAUGAACCGGGUUCUGGAUAUUUGCCCUCAGAGGUAGUACCUGCCAACGGCACUACUAAGAGUCCGACCUCCACAACAAAAGAUGUGAAGUACAGAACUACAGUGAGGCCAUCUGAACCACCAGUUUUCACAACAACAAAGCCAAUGAUUCCACCAGCCGUUCCAGAGGAGGUCACAACUGCUGCCCCAGACAACCUGACUGGACCUUUUGACUCCAGGGGAAAUUCUGAAAGAGGCUUAUCCUCGGAUGUUACAGAGCAAAAGGAAAAGAAGGGACAGGGAUUGGCUAUCAUCCUGGGCAUUGGGAUUUUUGUGGGGGUCAUUGCCUUGGCAGCAUUUAUCAUCAUAAAUCAAAGGAACAGAAGAGACUUCUCUCACAGAAAACUGGUGGAGGAGAUGUCACCUGAUCCAGUUCUCAGGCUGGAUAACAGUGAGCCACUGGACUUGAAGUUUGAUGGAUUUGGUUACCAAAAUCCAGGACUAGAAGGGGACAACAUCCAGAUGACCAACUUUCCACAUGGACGUUCAAACUAAGAAGAAAUCUGAAAUGCCAAAGACACUUUAUUUAAUAUUGCACCCAUGUGAAGAUUGUAAUGAAGAAAAGAUUGUCAUUUUUCAAAUGAUUUGCCAAAUACAUUAUUAAGGCAACUUUAAACAAAUGAUCAAUCAAAACCUUUUAUUCUAGUUUUGUUUAAUUUUUCAUGUGGAUGUCUUUAGACUGCCUAAAGAAAUCAAAAACUGAAGAAUAACUCUAUAAUGGGAUGUACUGUAGGAUCUAUGCUUCUCUCUAAAUGCUGUUUUGCUCCUGAAGGUCAACAAAACAGUUCACUUGACAUAAAUGCAUUUUGUAGCAUGUCAAAACCACACUUAAUUUUUGAAUGCCAAAUUAUGCAAGGCGAUAUGAUAUGAUGACCACCAUGAAGACACAGCUCCUCUAUGCACAUUAACUGUGUUUGGAUUUAAUUACAAUUGAAUUACAUGACACAGGCCUACUACAUUUCUUAUGGAUCACCUACAAUGUUUUAAGAAUAUAUUAGUUUAUAAAAACUUUGUUUGUAAUCUGAAAAUGUACUGAAAAACUAAAAUAGAGAAUCAAUAAUAUGAAAAUCAAUUUUAAGAUAUAAAUAAUAAAAAUAAAUGAUUAAAAAA